Molecule: messenger RNA, 2028 nt
Organism: Lachnellula hyalina
Lineage: Eukaryota; Fungi; Ascomycota; Leotiomycetes; Helotiales; Lachnaceae
Gene: rrn3
Product: RNA polymerase I-specific transcription initiation factor rrn3
Exons: 2
Coding region: 1-2028 (675 amino acids)
Biological process (GO): transcription initiation at RNA polymerase I promoter
Cellular component (GO): nucleus
Molecular function (GO): RNA polymerase I core binding; RNA polymerase I general transcription initiation factor activity
Source: RefSeq, a predicted model, not a curated record
AUGGUAUCCCUCGUUCCCCUGGUUCAGGCCCAGCGCUCAGCGCCUACACCAACCUCGAAACCCAGCAAACCCCUCCUCCGCCGCACAACACUAGCGGGAACUAUACGCAAACGCGAUGAUGCAGGUCUAGACGAUGACUUUUUAUUAGCACCUCCGAGUCCGAAUAAGAGAGCUCGCGUCACCUUCAAUCCGACAGUCGAGGAGAAGAUCAUGGAUGAAUACAGCGUGAAAGGGCGGAGUUUAGAGCUGAUACGCUCGGAGACUAGGAGGGCGAUAGAAGCACAUAAGAGGGGCGAUAGUGAGGCGUAUGACACUAUCAAGGAGGUGUUUGCGCCGAGGAAAGGGGGCGAUGACGAGGAACCUGAGAUGAGGGUCGAAAUGAGGACGUACUUGCUGGCACUUAGCAGCUACGCUUCGGAGUUAGACAGAAGAUGCUCGGGUUUGGUGAAAGGAGUCAUCGCUUGUGAGUGGAUGGGCAGAGAUAAGGGGUUCGUCGAGGCUUAUGUGCGGUUUCUGGGAAGUCUAGCCAGUGCGCAGGGUGCAUAUGUGGGGAUGGUGCUUGGAAUGCUGGUCGGGCAUUUCCAUGGAGUGAGGUUAUCGAGUGGCCGUAUAGAAGGCUGUCCUGACGUGAACCGAGAUCAGUUGGCCUUGAGGAUACACAAGGCGCUUGAAUAUCUUCUUAAACUUAUCCCGUCUGCGAGCAACACUCUAUCUGCGAUUCUGAAUGCCAAAUUCCCCUUCCAAGACGAAACCAAGACGGUACAUAUCACAUAUAUCAAGAAUCUAACACAACUGAUCGAAUACGCGCCUGAGUUGAAGUCUGAUAUUUUCGCGCUCAUCACGGAUAGACUUGUCAAAGUCGAUGUCCAGAUGCAAUUGGACCUUGACGAUCUUGAUGACGACGUUACAGCCGCCGUAGCUAAAACUGUCUUGACCCAAAGUUCCGAGGAAAAUGAUGGCGAGGAUUCAGACAGCGAUGUGGACUCAGUCACCAGCGAUGAAGAUAUUCACAGCGAUUCGAGACGAGUCAAAGAGAUCUCAGGCAAUAUUGAGAAGAUGGACGCCAUCCUUGAUCUGCUUUUUACUAUAUACAGUCCAUAUUUCACGGAUCCAAAUAGCGUCGAAGCCACUUCGAUGUUCGAAACUCUACUUGCGCAUUUUACAAAUAUCAUACUUCCGAUCCGCCACGCUCGACAUACACAAUUCCUACUAUUUCACUUCGCCCAAACAGCCGACCAUUUCGUGGAUCGAUUCGCUGGAACCUGUGUCGAUCUAGCUUUCCGGCCCGGUCAGCCUGCCGUACUAAAGCAAUCGGCAGCAUCCUAUUUGGCCAGCUUUGUCGCGCGAGGUGCCCACGUGGAACCCGAAGUCAUCCGGACCGUCUUCGAACUCAUCGGGAGUCAUCUGGAUAACAUCCGCGUUGAGAAUGAGCUCACCUGCCGAGGCCCAGACUUGAAGCGAUACGGCACAUUCUACGCCAUGACACAGGCUCUCCUCUACAUCUUUUGCUUCCGCUGGCGUGACCUCAUCAUCUCCACCGACGUACUAGAAGACGACGACCCCACGGGCUUCCUGGAUCAAGACCUAGACUGGGCGCCAGGAAUCAAAGAAACACUCUCCAGAGCCAUCUACUCCAAGCUCAACCCCCUCAAAAUCUGCACUCCACUCAUUGUGUCCGAAUUCGCAAAGAUCGCUCACCACCUCCGCUUCUUGUACGUGUACCCGCGUCUAGAAAGCAAUAAGCGGAUACGACUCAGUCAAUUCUCUUCCUCGCAAGCAAAUGGUGCAUUGAGGGAGACUGGGAAUGGUGGUAAUGAUGAGAGUUGGCAUCAGCUGGAAUCGUAUUUCCCGUUUGACCCGUACCAGUUACCCAUGAGCAAGCGAUGGGUCGAGGACGAUUACGUGCAGUGGAAAGGCGUCCCUGGUCUCAAUCAAGACGAGGAGUCUGAUGAUGAUAGUGCAUCGGAGGACGAUGAAGAAGAGGUGGAAAUCGAGGAAAAUACCGCGACCGAGGACGAUAACGAAUGA